AUGACGGGAGACGAGAGUUCGAAUGCGGGAGGCGGCAGCGCCCAUGGGAGCCCAGUUGCCGACGGGGCCGCCGCGCAGAGUCCCCCGGAUGCCGGCUACGAUGCUCAGCAGAUCCAAGCCCUCGCCCGCCGCCCACCCCCAGGUGCUUCUGUCUAUUCCCCCUCCGCCCCUCCCCUGGGCAUUCUUAACCCUCGUAGUUGCGUAACAUGUCGCAGGAGGAAGGUGCGCUGCGAUAAGCAAAUGCCGUGCUCCAAUUGCCGGAGAGCCCAGAUCCCGUGCAUCUUUCCUGCGCCAGGAAGGGCCCCGCGCCGCCCGCGUCCGAAGCAGCCGAACGCGACCGCAAAACCGUCGAGCGAGCGAGAACUGGAGCUGGUGAAACGCUUGCGGAAGCUAGAAGGCAUCGUAGAAGAACUGAGCGGCCAGAUCGAGCUUGAGGCGGUGCGACAUCCUUCGAGUUCGGGAAAUUCGCCCGACCAUGUGGCGGGGUCGCACGAGGACACGCACAUGGGAGGAGUGCGCCACGGCGCCGGGGACAGUGCUGUGAGCCUGAACGGCAGCAACUACAGCCAAGACUCGCCGACCAUGAGUGCGGUGGCAGCGGCAAGGCUAUCAAAGACGCCAGGCAGUGCGGUGUCUAGCAACACCCCAGGCUCCGAACCCCAGAGGAAAACAUCAUCCGAUGUUCAUACCCAUUUCGGACGGCUGCUGCUGAACGAAAAAGGAGGCGCACGAUACGUCAGCAGCGGGUUCUGGUCCAACGUUAAUGACGAGUUGGAAGAGAUACGGCGACAGGCUGACCACCUUACUGAUGAUGAUUUUGACGAGUCGGACGAAGAGGGCACCCCAGAUUCGACGUAUCCGGAGAAGAACACGACAGACCACCAGUCCUUCGUCAUGGGAUACCGCUCCGCCGACGUGGACCUACGACCCCUCCACCCCCUACCCUCCCAGAUACCCUUCAUGUGGCAGGUUUACCAGGAGAACAUUGAUCCCAUCCUCAAGAUCCUCCACGUCCCAACGGUGACGAAGCUCAUGCGAGACCUCCGCAACAACAUGGACAGCCUGACGCCCCCUACCGAGGCAUUGAUGUUCUCCAUUUACUAUGCCUCGAUCACGGCAUUAGAGGAAGACGAAGUGCGCCUAAACUUUGGAGCGGAGAAGUCUGUCUUGGCCCAACAGUACCGCUUCGCGCUUGAGCAGGCCCUGGCCAAGGCGAGCUUUUUGACCACGCCUGAUAUCACAGUUGCCCAGGCCUUCCUCUUAUUCCUCGUCCUGGUGCGCCGGCACGAUGACACGCGCUUUACCUGGACGUUGACUAGCCUCCUCAUCCGAAUGAGUCAGGCAUUGGGGCUUCACCGCGACGGGACGCACUUUCCGAAUCUUACGCCCUUCGAGAUUGAGAUGCGGCGGCGCCUCUUCUGGGGUGUAUGCAUGCUCGAUCUUCGGUCGGCCGAAGACCAAGGAACCGAUCUUACACUCGUCGAACGUGCCUUUGACACCAAGUUCCCACUCAACAUUAACGACAGCGACAUCUCGCCGGACAGCAAGGAACCGCCGAAACCAAGGCGCGGCCACACAGAUCUGACCUUCUCGCUAAUUCGCUUCGAGAUCUGCGCUCUCGUGCGACGCCUGCAUAUGGCGUCAUCCUCCAUGGCGUCUCUCUGUCCUCGUGAUGCGGCGUGUUCGCUGGAAGAGCGAGAAGCGCUGCUGAACGAUCUUUAUCAGCGGUUACACAGAGACUAUCUCCAAGGACACUCUGACGAACCCAUGUAUUGGGUAGCCGCCAUCAUCAUCAGAGUCAUCGUUGCCAAGAUGACGCUUGUGAUAUACCAACCCGUCUUGUUUCCAGGCCCGGGAAACGAACACCUCUCCGCCGAUAUACGCGCACGCCUGUUGAUUUCUGCCAUCGAAGUCUUUGAAUGCAGCCAUAUCCUUAAUACCGACCUUCGGUGCAAACCGUGGCGCUGGCUGUUCCAGACGUAUACACAGUGGCAGGCCGUGGCCUAUGCCCUGAUAGAGGCGGGGCAUCGGCCGUGGAGCGCCUCUGUCGAGCGCGCCUGGGAGGCGCUCAACCUGGUGUGCGCAGCCCCCAAGCCGUCGGAAAUCGAGAAGCUUGCAGACCACAUGACCAUCUGGAGUCCUCUCCGAAAGCUUUACAUUAAGGCCAAGAGGCACCGCGAGGCGGAAAUUGCCCGGCUGCGGGCGGAUCCUCAGGCGGUGGAAAAGCUUGAUUGCGAAGAUCAGUGGAGGAUGACGCCGCAAAGCCUCAAUGCGCUUCCAGGGUCUCUUAAGUGCGUAGCCGCAAACGAGCGCUGGCGCAAGCUAGUCAACGCUCCACCGCGGCCGAAAGGAGCCAUGCAGGCUCCAGUGCAGUCUGAGGAUAAAGGUUCGCCCCUCAUACGGCAGGGAAACACGGUGGGGAUGGGCCUGGGGGCAGAGACCAGCAGCACAGCCCUGCCAGCAUUCAUGGAAUACGUGAACGCGGCCAUGUCCAGCCCUGCUUCGUUUAACCCCCAGGAUUUCGCAAGUAUGUGGAACAGAGGAUCCGACAUUGGCGUGGAUAGCUCCAUCGUGUCUGGGUUUGUGGCGGCCAACCUGUCGCAAGCCGGAAACUUUAGUGGUGGGCCAUUAAUGACCCAAGCAGGGACCACGAUGGCGACGAAUGACAAUAACCCCACUCAGCAACAACAACAACAACAACAACAACAACAACAACAACAACAACAACAACAACAGCAACAAGAGCAACAACAGCAACAGCAACAGCAACAGCAGCAACAACAACGACAACGACAGCAGCAGCAGCAGCAGCAGCAGCAGCCAAUUCCAACGGAGGAGCUACCUGCGUGGUUGUGGCCCGAGACCUCGGCGCCAGAUGUGUUUCGCUUCCCGAGCGUUAACCCGGAGGAAGUAGACCUGAACAUGGACGAAGGGUUUGACUGGCAGGCCUGGCAGGAGAACCUGGGCCGCUUUGAGAUGGAGACCGGCGGCGGCGCAGUUGGUGGCUCUUGGGGUGCUGGAAUCUAG
Messenger RNA from Lasiosphaeria miniovina, 3027 nucleotides. RefSeq names its product fungal-specific transcription factor domain-containing protein. Lineage: Eukaryota; Fungi; Ascomycota; Sordariomycetes; Sordariales; Lasiosphaeriaceae. The record is from RefSeq and is a predicted model, not a curated record. Gene Ontology annotation, biological process: regulation of DNA-templated transcription; DNA-templated transcription. The coding region runs from base 1 to 3027 and encodes 1008 amino acids. Gene Ontology annotation, molecular function: zinc ion binding; DNA binding; DNA-binding transcription factor activity, RNA polymerase II-specific. The transcript is spliced from 4 exons.